Anopheles cruzii is the source of this 2127-nucleotide messenger RNA. RefSeq names its product dual specificity mitogen-activated protein kinase kinase 4-like. Gene Ontology annotation, biological process: protein phosphorylation; MAPK cascade. The transcript has 5 exons. Gene Ontology annotation, molecular function: ATP binding; JUN kinase kinase activity. The coding region runs from base 261 to 1433 and encodes 390 amino acids. The record is from RefSeq and is a predicted model, not a curated record. NCBI's taxonomy places the organism in Eukaryota, Metazoa, Arthropoda, Insecta, Diptera, Culicidae.
GAUGUAAACAUUGAUGAUCUAACGCACUGAUAACGAUAACGAGCAAGGAACUGUGCGGUACAAUCAGUUUUCGUUUCCCCGUGACCUCUUGACCGUGAUUGUGUGCGAGUGGACGCCUGUGAUCAGGAGACCCGGUGAAACUCAACAAAAAAAAAUUAACUAACCACGGUUUUAUUCACGAGACAAGAGUAAAGGAUUGCAAAGGAAAUAAACGAUUCCUUUAACGUAUUCGUGACUACAAUCGGACAGAGGUCAGACUAAUGUGCGACGAACAGACGCCCGAGUCAUCUCCAGCAACCACACCAUCCUCAGGACGCCCCUUCAUGCCACUCCCGUUGGAUCUUAAUGCGGAUCGGAAGAAACCAGCGAAACGGCUUACCUUCCUAGGCCAGAAUGUGACAACUUCCGUGAGCGAUCGGACGAGGGAACGGAUUCGAAUGCAGGCUGCCGCCGGCAAGUUACAGAUUGCCCCGAACCAAACGUACGAUUUCACUUCGGACGAUCUGCUCGAUGAGGGUGAGAUCGGACGCGGUGCGUUUGGAGCAGUCAACCGGAUGAACUUUACGCACACCGGCACGGUGAUGGCGGUCAAGCGCAUCCGAUCGACGGUCGACGAAAAGGAACAAAAGCAGCUGCUGAUGGAUCUGGAUGUCGUGAUGAAAUCAAACGGUUGCAACACGAUCGUCACGUUCUACGGGGCACUCUUCAAGGAGGGUGACUGUUGGAUCUGCAUGGAGCUCAUGGACACGUCGCUGGACAAGUUUUACAAGUUUAUCUGUGAGUGUCAGCAAAAUCGUAUUCCGGAGCCCAUCCUAGCGCAGAUUACACUGGCGACGGUGCGGGCGCUAAAUUAUCUGAAGGAAAAGCUAAACAUCAUCCAUCGGGACGUGAAGCCGAGCAAUAUACUGUUGAAGCGCAAUGGAGAUAUUAAGUUGUGCGAUUUUGGAAUUUCCGGUCAGCUGGUGGACUCGAUUGCACGAACAAAAGAUGCAGGCUGUCGGCCUUACAUGGCGCCGGAGCGCAUUGAUCCCCAGCGAGCCAAGGGGUACGACGUGCGGAGCGAUGUCUGGUCGCUGGGAAUUACGUUGAUGGAAGUAGCCACCGGGAAGUUUCCUUACCCGAAGUGGGGUUCUGUAUUCGAACAGCUGCAGCAGGUUGUCGAGGGGGACCCGCCGCGACUAUCUACCUCCUCUAAUGGAAUGGAGUUUUCGAUAGAUUUUGUAAAUUUUGUAAAUACUUGCUUAAUAAAAGACGAACGCGACCGUCCCAAGUACGGCAAGCUGCUGCAGCACGCGUUCAUUCAGUCCGCGGAAAAAAGUGACACCAAUGUGGCGGCGUACGUGAGCGAAGUGCUAGAAUCGAUGGCCAACAAUGGAAUAACGCAGUUCACUACCAACCUUCCGGCGGAAGGGUGGAACGAAAGUUUCAACUGAACGAUCGACCAGCCUGAGGUCACUGAUCCUACUGAUCCACAAACCGUCCACCAACCGUCCUCCUUCGGCCGGCGGUGGAUGAUCGCCGGUGGUCUUCGGUACGGUUGUAGAUGAGAGCGAGCAGAUGAAUGAUCGGCUUGCAGCGAGCAGAAAAUAGGUUCCUUCCAUUCCUCCAUGAAAUUUAUUUCAACGCAAAACUGGCCUCUUUGUGUCAGUUCUCUUUUUCCUCAAUUGAGAAUUUCCUUAACCGCACCGUGCUUCUCGUCUAUCGCCGUAGCAAUUUGAACUUCUUCUCCAUUUGAAACUAGUAACUGUGUUGGUAAUUGUUGGGGAUUGAUAUUGAUGCGUUUUUAUUCCGAACGUCUCGAAAUAUUUUAGAUAUUUUCUUCGUUUGUUCUACGUAGAGCCGUGUCUUCUGGCUCACAACCAUAUGUGAAAUAUUGGACCUUACGGUGGUCUCUGGCUCCGUAGUGUUACUUGUAGAACCUUAUCCUUUUCUCUAUACAGUAGGUGAGGGUAGUGAACCAAAACAUGGUUCCAUGUAAGAGAUAUGUAUUGUGGAUAUGUGGCAGGUCAUGCAAUGCAUAUUCCUUUUUAUUCGUCUAUAGGACAAGAAACGAGCCGAACACCAGUUCCCUGCCACUGUAUCGACGACAAUAAACAAUUCCUACAUUGAAAGUAACCUCCGUUCCAC